AUGCUUUUGCGUUUUGACAGACACGAAAAACGUCUUCAAUCCACUACAACGACUGAUGCAAUCACAGUCUUCUUCUACACCGUAAAUGACGGUGGUGUGAACCUACUGGGAUGCAAUGACGAGGAAUCAGUUUCCUUUUUGAAUAAUAAAAAUGCAAGGGGAGUUAGUGGUGAAAUAUUCAGUAGAAAUGAAAGGGUGUUUUGCAGCCUGGGAAAAAUAGAACUAGGAAAACAGAAAAAUGCAAGAGACGAGUUGGCUGCAUGGAGCAUACAGAGCAGUAUGGGCCCACUCUACAAACACGUAUCAACGUACCACAACGGUUCCUCGGUCUCAUUCACUCCAUUUGGGAUGGUUGAAGAGUGCUAUUUUGGAUUCAUUCUGGCUUCCUACAAAUACGACCAUUUGCUCAAGGAGAAUGAAGAUGAGACACAUUUCAGCCUUGUUGUGCCUGAGGAAUACACUGAAAUAGCCACUGUGGCACACAGCCAGAACAAGGCGAGAUUCCUGGGAGACACUCCUUCCAAUCUGCUUACGCCUACGACAUUUUGUGAAUACGCCCAUGAAAUAUUCAGGGGACUUGACAAAAUUGAAAUUGUGGUAGUGGAAGAAGAGAGGUGUCGAGAAAUGGGAAUGAAUCUGAUGCUGUCAGUUGGAAAUGGAUCAGCUGAGCCAUCGAAGUUGCUGACUGUGAAGUACAGCGGUGACUCAAGCACGACCAGACACAAAUUGGCCAUGGUUGGAAAAGGCGUCGUCUUUGACUCAGGUGGAAUCAGCCUGAAACCAUCAAAGGACAUGCACAGGCAGAAGAUGGACAUGAUGGGCGGGGCCACGAUGCUCCUGUCUCUGCAUGCAGCAGCAAGAAUGAAUCUGCCUAUAAAUGCAACCUGUACAGUUCCACUGGUUGAGAAUAUGCCUGGAUCAAAGGCAACAAAUCCAGGAGAUAUUUUUAAGGCAGCAAAUGGAAUCCACGUUGAGGUGGGAAACACCGAUGCAGAAGGACGCCUCAUUCUGGCUGAUGCACUGUGGUACGCCCAGAAUUGCUACGGCGAGAGCCCCGAGUUUCUGAUUGACGCAGCCACGUUGACUGGUGCAAUUAAAGUGGCAUUGGGCAGAAUAUUCGGUGGAUUCUUCACCAAUUCAGAGGCAUUUUCUGAUCUGAUUUCUGGAGCAGCAGAACGAGGAAGCGAGUUGAUGUGGAGAAUGCCACUCUCUGCCUACUAUCGGAAGCAGUUGGAUUCACCAGUUGCAGACUGCAACAACGUGGGUGGCCCAAUGGCUGGUGCAUCCACAGCUGGUGAGUUUCUGUACCAAUUUGUGGAAUGUGAGAAGUGGGCGCAUUUUGACAUUGCGUGUCUGAAGGACGAGAGCCACAUGGGCGCAGUCUACGGAAGAGGAGCCACUGGGAGACCAAUUCGUGCAUUUUACGAAAUCGUAAGGGCUCUUUCUAACAAUUAA
Enterospora canceri is the source of this 1455-nucleotide messenger RNA. NCBI's taxonomy places the organism in Eukaryota, Fungi, Microsporidia, Enterocytozoonidae. The record is from the annotation of a GenBank genome assembly.